ACGGCGCGGCAACUGCGUCAUGGCGGAUGAUCGCACUGACCUCGGUAAAAUAGCAGAACGCGUACGGUUUUCGGCAUCGACUCGCAGAACCCGUUUCUUCGCGCCGGCAGCCCGCAAGAUAAGUGCGCUUCAUUAAUUGGUGCAACGAGUGGUGAGCGCGACAAGUUUUGCAAACGAUAUAGGUGUCAUACGAGUCACCACCAAGGCGCCCCGUCGCAUCGCCAAUAUGGCGGAUGCAGAGCCACAACAACAAAACCUCAUGGUAGUUGGCGCGAGCGGGGGGCAGGGCGACGGCCCCUCGGUCGUAGACGGCAAAUUGGACGGCGACGCGACCCCGGCGCCUUCGACCGACGUCUCUACCGCUGACAUCCUGCAGCAGGCGUUCCAGGAGGCCUCGGCGGGAGGCGAGUACGACGAUCAGGUGGUAACGUACGCGCCCGAAGCUGACGGCGUCGCGCUGCAGCCCCACGGUGGCGAAGGAGACCUCGCGGACGGCAAUUUGCGCCAGGAGGCCGGCGAAGAUGCUCAGAUCGUCGACAAGACAGCCCUAGCCGCCGCCGUGGACGGCGACGUGGCCACAGGGGCCCACGAUCCGGCCACUGUCAACAGUUCGGCGGGAAGCGACGUGUCUCCCGUACUAGCCGCGCAGGACUUGGCGGCGGACGCGGUUGAAGGCGCGGAAGGUGCCGCGCCCGUCGAAGCCGCCGCCGAGAACGGAGAGCUGUUGCCCGAGAACGGUGGUGGCGGCGUCGAGGGGGUCGCCUCCGCUGGCGGGACCGAGGAAGCGGCCGAGGCGAUGGCUGUGGACGCCGGAGAGCCGUCGCCAGUUCAGCAACAUGACGGCGAGAUGGGGACAGCGCCGGACGAACGCGCACCCGUCGAGGACGACGCCGCUUCGGUGGCUGCCAGUGCUGUCGACGACGACGACGAAGAGAGCGUCGAUGCCGGUGGUCCCAUCACGAUUCAGGCGCCAGUCGCGCCCGCGUCGUCGCAGCCGAAGCAGAGUACGGCGCCCCUGGGAUCGUCGGAGAACCCGAUACAGAUCAUUCAGCAGGGCAACACGUACCACUCGACGCAGGUGCUGUCGUCCGAGCAGCUACAGCAGAUCGCCCACGUGCUGCAGCAACAGCAGGUUAAUCGGGCCAUCCAGAAUGGCGGCUCCGCGGUGGUGUUCAACCCGCAGACCAACACUCGCAUCAUCUACCGGGUCAUCUACCCGUCGGAGCUGGGCAAGCAGACGACCUCGCGGCCCACGACCACGCGGGGUCGGGGUUCGUACUCGGGUCGAGGUAGGGGUCGGCCGCGUGGCCGGGGUCUCGCCAGGCGGGUCGUGGAGGAAGACGACCCGCGUAGCGAAGGGCCUGAGCUCUCACGCGAGGAGAAGGAAGAGAAGAAGAAGCAUCGGCCACGUACACGUUCAGGCCGCAUCUCCAAGCCGCCCUCGUACAUGGUCAAGGACUACAAGCGCAUCCACCAUCUGGAUUUCGACGAUGAGCCGUACGACGACUCAGACGGUGGCUACUCUGAUUACCAGGUCAGCGACGACGAGGAUCGCAAUCGGCGUUCCACCGGUUAUGGUGGGAGGCCGCGAAACUUCAAGUGUCCGACCUGCUCCAAGUCCUACAUCGGUCGGGGCGGCCUGUGCCGGCACCUCAGGCUCUACCCAGACCACGGAAACCCCUCGGAUGUUGACGAGAUGGUCGCCCAAGCAGGCGAGAGCACCAGUACGACCGACACUCCUCCGACGAGCGGCAGCAACAACCCAGCCAUGUACAUGGCGGCACCGCAACGGGGUCGCUAUGCCGACCUGGCCUCGAUGCGCCGGAAAGCUCGGCUCAAAGAGGUGACCAAAGCUUGUCGAGAGGAGGAGCUGAUGGAAGUGGUCCUGCCGCGUCUUGCAGAGUCUGUCUCUCUUUGGGAAUUUUUGCUUACCAAGUGUGAGAAGGGAGACCCGCCUCAGUUGCAGAUCCCAGAGAUGCUGAUUCAGCUGGAAGAAGUGUUGCGUGAGAUGCGGGCAUUGAGCCAGGAGAGCCUGGUGCCAGUCGAACCCGGUGACGAGGCGGCCCACAUGGGAAGCCAACUCAUGAAGAUUGAAGACGAGAGCGUGGCCCAAGCAAUAGGCAUCACAACCGGCCUGUACGCCAUUCAUGAAGAGGAGGCCGUCGCGAAGGUGGUGCCUGUAGCUCGCAAACGGCCGCGUGUCGAGUCGGAAAGCAGCCAGAGCCAGCCCGUUACCAAAAUGGAGGCCUCCAGCGAGGCCACCAGCACAGGAGCCAGUGGCGUGGAGUUUGUCACGCCAGAGGAGAUGGUGGCUGCGCUGCAUGGGGAGCCACUGCCGCCCAACAAGCGGAUACGACUGGACGAUGAGGACGCGUUUGUUGUGCUCACGGGCACCGGUGUGGACAGCGAGGCGGCGAAGGUAGACGGCAUCAUCGAGGCCACGCUGAACAGUGACAGCCUGUCAGAAAACAUGCUAGAAAACCUCGAGUUUGCGAACCUGCCCGUGACGGACGAUGCCGUGACCAACGGCAACGACGAGGACGCCCAGUCUGCAACCCCAGUGCCAGUCACAGCGGUCACCGCCACGGCCGCAGCGGCACCCGCAACGACUGCGGUCACGGCAACGUUGAGCGGCCACCAGGAGACCUUUCAGUUCAUCCAGCAGGCUGGCAAGUCACAGCUGCACAAGGUGCAGGUCCUGCCUGGCCAGUCGCUAUUGAACCGUAACUUUGUCCGGGUGGUGACCUCAUCCGAGAGCUCUCCGCCGCCACCAGCAGCCGAGGUGUCGCCGGCCGCGGCAGCGCCAGUCACCAUUACCAAAGUCGAGUCGGUGACUCCACCCGAGGCCACAGAGGUGGCCGACGCCAUCCUUCCGGCCGAACCAGAAGAGGAGCCGCAAGCCAUCGCAUUAAGUCAAAAGCAGCCGGACGUCCAGGUUGUCGAGAGUCACGGAAACGACGACUCUCAACAUGAAAUCACCCAGAUGGUCUGCGCGGACGACGGAGAAGCCGUCAACGGCGCCGUUGCGGUGGCACAGCCUGUCAUACGGCAGUACAUGCUCCCCGAUGGCCAGAUCGUGAGCGCCUACGAGGAUGCCGAGGGCAGUCUGGUGCAGCUGGAGACUCCCGAGGAGGAACAGACAACUGCGCUGGGCAACGUGGUCAUCGUGCAGAACCCCGACGGGACCACCACUCUCCAAGUUCCCAAUGACGGCAGCAUCCCCAUCGAAACAGUCCAGGCACUUCUGGCCAUGGACCAGUCAGCCAUGGUGGUGCACACGCAAGACGGAGGCAUCGAGACGGCUUGAGCCGGCUUGGGAUCGGAUUGACGCUUUAGGUGCCAUGUGGGAAAAUGAACUUUUGGGCUCGGAAAGCGAACUUGCCCGACACCAGAUCUGUGCCACAAAGACGAAGUGUGCAACGAGCAAGGUCGUAAAUUUUUUUCUGAAAUCACGCAUUGGCCCCGCAGUCCGGAGGCAGGUGCGAGGAAGAUGCUUAUUCGGCGCAAUGAACUGUGUCACAGCACCAUGUGGCGACAGAGGUUACUGUGCCGUGCGACAAGCUGUGCAAACAACACAAUGCAGUGUGCAGUAAUGUGCACGGUGGUGACAAUACGUCGGGGUAACGCACUUCUUCUUAACAUUUGUUUUUCUUUGUUAGUGUGUCCCUGAUGCAAGCAGCGUCAUAUCAAUUCUGCUUGAAAAUAAUACAUUUGUUGGGUCGGGGAGAGAGAACUUUUCUUGUUUACAUACUUUUCCUAAAUAGUUUUACAGUGACUCUUCCUUCUUUUUUUUUUCUGAGUGUGUAUACAAAAUAGAAUUUUCUGAAAUUUUUUUGUAGCAAAGUGGCUGGCAAGCAAUACCAGCUGCAAGAAUUGUAAAAAAAAAAAAAAAAAAAAAACAAUUACUGCGUACUGGACGAGUGUAGCACCCAGCUACGUAAACCACUGGCUUCCGAGAUGAGAGGCCAGGCUAUUCUUUUUGCUUUAUCGCACCUUUACAUAGACAGCAAAUGCACGCGUGUACAAAAGGUCUCGUCUGCUUUGCACAUUUUUUUUUUUUUAUGUUCUGCACGAGCCAGGCGAUGCACGGCCUGAAGAAACAAAAGAGGGCUCCUUGUUGAUCCAUCUUGUUUUUUGUCUGUGACUGUCGCGCGCGUCCAUAUAUUCAUAUGUACAGUCCACCCAUUCAUUGUCAGCAGUGUUUACUACUACAUUGGCAUUGCAUACCGAGUGACGACAUUGUUACCGGUCUUCAAGCCAGUCUCGACCAGCCUCCCCACAUUCGUUCUCUUUUCUUUUAUAGUUUGCAGAAAGUCGAUGUGUAUAUAACCAGUUCCAGCUCUACCGCGCAGUGGCUUUUCGAAAACUACCAUGGUGGAGGUACAACGGAGGUCCGAAGGAAUGUGGGAGAGCGUUUUUAAGUCGCAGGAGCGGUGACUUCGACGACAACGCGAUUUCUUUCUCUCUACCCUGGCAAGUACAAUUUGAGCGUCACAUGCGUUGCGGGAAAUAAAGAAAAGCGCGAAUGGCAUGGACAGGACAUUUGAAAGCUUGCACUUCUGGAAGUUUGACGCCGCGAUGCGCAUACGCGUAGAGCGCGGGCGUGAGCGAAGUCGGCGUUGCCAACACGCGUGGCAGGAGGUUUGGCGAGUGCUAUUGGACUGAAGGACUUGUACAUAGGCCUAGCACUUCAAACGCUUCUCGUAUCUCUAUAUGUGUUGCCCAGCCUUGCCCAACAAUAGGGAAGGUUUUUGCUUAGCUGUUAUAAUGUCUUGUGUGCUUCGCUGUGGAGCACGGUGCACCAGCUUCAAUCUUUUUUUUUUUUUCCCCUUUCAUCGUCACUUUUGGCAAAAAAAAAAAACGGCGACGGUCUGCAUGGUGAGGCCUGCGCUGUCGCAUCAAUCUACUUGUAGAUACCAGUGAAAAAUUAUCUUUGUCGAUCUGUGGUUUUGUCUCCUGAAAGUGGCGUUUUUGGAUAUAAUAAAUGUUCUUUGAACCAGAUGAAA
Messenger RNA from Rhipicephalus microplus (southern cattle tick), 5006 nucleotides. RefSeq lists its product as uncharacterized. The record is from RefSeq and is a predicted model, not a curated record. NCBI's taxonomy places the organism in Eukaryota, Metazoa, Arthropoda, Arachnida, Ixodida, Ixodidae.